AUGACAACAAUCAAGCCAUUCCAGUUGGAGGAUCUUCUCACUGCUAACCCGGUAAACCUCGACCCACUUACCGAAAACUUUAAUAUUUCAUUCUACUCAAACUAUUUAACAACUUGGCCCCAAUUAUUUUACAAAGCAGUAGAGCACCCCAGUGCUGAAAUGAGUGGGUAUAUGAUGGCGAAAACAGAGGGUCAACUUGCAAAACUCGAGUACCAUACUCAUAUUACGGCUGUGACCGUUAGUCCACAGUACCGUCGAAUAUCGCUUGCCUCCAAGCUAUGCCUCGCGCUAGAGCAAAUUUCUGAUGUUCAGCAGACUUUGUUUAUAGACUUGUUUGUUAAAGUGACAAACGCAUUGGGGAGGAAAUUGUACGAGAAAUUGGGCUACUGCGUUUAUAGGCGGGUUGUUGGGUACUACGGGAGACUGAUGCCGGAAGAUAGAAACAAAAUCGAUGAUGAUAUAGAUGCUUUUGAUAUGAGAAAAGCAUUGCCUCGAGACUCAGAGGGUAAAACAGUUAGAGAAAAGGGAGAGUUGGUCUAUGUCCUACCGAACGAAGUAGUAUUCUAA
This is a messenger RNA of Lodderomyces elongisporus, 567 nucleotides long. RefSeq names its product peptide alpha-N-acetyltransferase complex B subunit (gene naa20). Gene Ontology annotation, molecular function: protein-N-terminal amino-acid acetyltransferase activity. Lineage: Eukaryota; Fungi; Ascomycota; Pichiomycetes; Serinales; Debaryomycetaceae. Bases 1 to 567 code for a protein of 188 amino acids. Gene Ontology annotation, biological process: N-terminal peptidyl-methionine acetylation. The record is from RefSeq and is a predicted model, not a curated record. The transcript has a single exon. Gene Ontology annotation, cellular component: NatB complex.